Molecule: messenger RNA, 1997 nt
Organism: Tribolium madens (black flour beetle)
Lineage: Eukaryota; Metazoa; Arthropoda; Insecta; Coleoptera; Tenebrionidae
Product: facilitated trehalose transporter Tret1-like
Exons: 4
Coding region: 100-1866 (588 amino acids)
Biological process (GO): carbohydrate transport; transmembrane transport
Cellular component (GO): membrane
Molecular function (GO): sugar transmembrane transporter activity
Source: RefSeq, a predicted model, not a curated record
GCAACCGUGUUUUACUCGAAUAUUUAAGAAUCUCUCUUGAAUCUCGCGGCAAAUUUCUCGAAAAUUUUUUGCAUGUAAAUUAGUCAUAAAGUGAAAAAAAUGCCAAAAGACAUUGAUUACUGUGGUCCCUAUUCUAGAGGUUUAACACUUCCAGACCUGGAUCAACCCCCGCACUUCUGGGCCCGAGUGAAGCAAAAAUGGCCAAGAUGGAACGGUGGUCAUCAGUUGCUUCCAACAACAGACAGUCCAACUAUCUCGGCCUGUACAACUUCAACAAAUUUGUCGGAAUUACAAUCCAGUUCUACACUCAAUCAACAAAUUUAUUUUGGGAACUUAAGAAGAGCGGUACCUGAAAUUGAACCCCUGCAACCUAAGAAUUUCGACAUGACAAUAAAUGCAACAGAACAGGAAUUUGAAAAUUCCAAUGAGUCUCUCUCUAGACCAAAUAAUGGCAAGUCGAUCGAAAACGGAGCGCUAUAUCGUCAAGUUGUUGCAGCAGUUGCCGUCUCAUGGGUGUCCAUGGUGAUUGGAUACGUCUCCGGUUAUACUUCGCCAGCUGGUAUUUCUCUAAAAGCGGAUCUCCAAAUUACAGACUUACAGUUUUCAUGGAUCUCAGGACUGAUGCCAUUAGCUGCUCUCUUUGGCGGGCUGUUAGGAGGGCCCUUAAUUGAAGGUUUAGGAAGAAAAUGGACUCUUUUGUUGACCAACGUUUUAUUCCUAGUUAGUUGGAUAAUAAAUUAUUUUGCUCAAGAAUACUGGUACUUAUACAUCAGUAGAAGUAUCUCCGGCUGCGGUGUAGGAAUAGCUUCUUUGACACUUCCAGUUUAUUUGGGAGAAACACUUCAACCUGAAGUACGUGGCACUUUAGGCUUGUUGCCCACAGCUUUCGGGAAUAUUGGAAUUUUAUUAUGUUUUUCGAUGGGAAUCGUUUUACAAUGGAAAGGAAUUGCUGGAAUCGGAGCCUUAUUAGCAGUGCCUUUCCUUUUUGUAAUUUGGUUCAUACCAGAAACGCCUAGAUGGUAUAUUUCGAAGAAUAAAACUGACCAGUCACGCAAGGCAUUAGAAUGGUUGCGAGGAAAAAAUAAUCGAGACACCAUUGACAAGGAGUUUGAAGAGUUGCUUCAGUCUCAAAAAGUUUCUGACGAGAAAUCCGACAAACUCAAAGACUUGUUUACCAAACCUUACGUAAAAUCUUUACUCAUUGUUCUUGGAUUGAUGUUCUACCAACAGUUUAGUGGAAUCAACGCUGUUAUUUUCUACACGACCCAAAUUUUUGAAGAUACCGGUUCAGACAUCGAUUCCAGCAUCCAAACCAUAAUUGUUGGAGCCGUUAAUUUUGCAUCUACAUUCAUCGCAACUAUUCUCAUCGACAGACUCGGAAGAAAAGUCCUUUUGUACAUCUCCAGUGUUACCAUGAUCAUAACUUUAGCAGCAUUGGGUGCUUACUUCUAUUUAAUGACUGUGCCAGAUAUUGACAUUGCGCCAUACAGUUGGAUACCACUUACAAGUUUCGUCAUUUACGUCUUAGGAUUUUCUUUCGGUUUUGGACCAAUUCCCUGGUUAAUGAUGGGUGAAAUUUUGCCUGCAAAAAUUCGAGGACCUGCAGCGUCUAUAGCCACAGGGUUCAACUGGACUUGUACCUUCGUUGUAACAACGACGUUUCCAAUAUUUAAAGACAUUAUUGGUGCACAUGGUACUUUCUGGCUGUUUUGCGCGGUGUGUGUUCUAGGACUUGUUUUUACAAUUUUCUGGGUACCAGAAACUAAAGGACAAAGUUUAGAAGACAUUGAAAGAAAAUUAGCAGGUGAAAAAGUGCGAAGAAUGAGUUCUGUAGCGAAUAUGAAGCCAUUACAAUCUACAUUUUAGAUUAAAUGACUGAUUUCUUCAUUUUAAUUCUCCUAUAGAUAAUUGUUCUUAAAUUUUUUAUGUAAAUAUAGAUUGAUGUAUAUAAUUUUAAGUUAUUUUUAUAAGUAAAUAAAUUAUUAUUAUGUUUUAUA